AUCAAACAAAGAAUGGAAAUGGGAGGCCCAUCAGAGCGUCAGAUUUCAAGGAAAGGCAGGAGAAGAUAUGUUGCCAAUUUUUUCCUAUUUAAAGCUUUACAAGCAGAAGCGAGGUCGCUGCUUGUUCUGGGGCUGGUGCUGAACGGAGAAGAACACAUUGACUUGAUCAAAGCAAAUUUACAACUGAGUCCCUGUUUGUUUUCAUGACAGGUCCUAUGUCUAAUAUUUAGACAUGAAGGACUUUGUACAUGUAGGGAAUCUUUGCCUCUUCAUUUCAUUACAAGUAUCUCUGAUAUUAGCAGCUGUAGACAAUGGAUGUCUACAAGGAGAAAUUGAAUUUAACGACAAGGAUAUUUGGAAACCGGAGCCCUGCCAAAUCUGUGUCUGUGACCAUGGAAUCAUCCUCUGUGAUGAAAUAAAUUGUGACCCUAUAGACUGCACUGAUGCUGAGAUCCCCUUAGGAGAAUGCUGUCCAAUAUGUCCUCCAUUUAUACCAGUAACAAGUCCUUAUGAUAACUCCUGCACUGACUGCAACCAGUAUGAUAAGUCCUGCACUGACUGCAACCAGGGCCCACCAGGUCCACCUGGUCCACCUGGUCCACCUGGAAACGAUGGAAUGCCUGGUGCUCCGGGACUUCCUGGAUCAUCAGCUGCAACCGGUUAUCCUUAUCAAUCAAAAUAUGGCAAUUAUGGCUCAAAAAGAUUUUCCACCAAUCCUGGUUAUCCUGGCCUUCCAGGCCCUCCAGGGGACAAUGGACGCCCAGGUCUUCUCGGACCACCUGGUCCCCAAGGUUACACUGGCGCAACAGGUGAGACUGGACCUGCUGGUUCGAGGGGUCAACCGGGUCCUCAAGGUCCAUUUGGUCCUGUCGGACCACAAGGAAAGGAUGGUGCACCUGGCAAGGCAGGAAAAGAUGGUACCUUAGGGCAACCGGGUCCUGCGGGCCGGAAUGGUUAUCCUGGAAACCCUGGCACACCUGGAAUGAAGGGACACAAGGGUUUCAAUGGACGUGAUGGUCGUCAAGGGGAAAUAGGACUACCAGGAACAAACGGUGAACGUGGCCCACCUGGAAACAAUGGCGUGCCUGGACAAUCGGGGACUCCUGGUAGACCUGGUCAGAAAGGACGUGACGGGCUCCCUGGAACUGCUGGUGCACGAGGUAAUGACGGACCUCCUGGUAAAACAGGUCCAGCUGGAAUUCCUGGUACUUCUGGGCAUCCUGGUAAUCCUGGUAGUGCAGGCCGCAAGGGUGACAAUGGGGAGAAAGGUUCGAUAGGUCCCAAUGGUAAUCCUGGACCUAGGGGUUCACCAGGUGUUAAUGGCGGUGUUGGAAAGCCAGGCUAUGAUGGGAAACCUGGAAAAGAUGGAUUGCGUGGGGCAGCAGGGCUUCCGGGUCAUCCUGGCACUCCUGGAAAUCCUGGAGCUCAAGGUCCAGUAGGUCAUCCAGGUAAACAAGGAACAGAUGGCCUUUCCGGUGCUCGUGGUUUACCAGGUGAAUCUGGAAAACCAGGUCCAUCAGGUCAACCUGGAGAAAGGAGUGAAGCCGGUGCACCUGGAGGUCCUGGUCCCUCUGGCCCUGCUGGUAACGAUGGGAAACCAGGCCCACCUGGUGAAAUUGGGACAGUGGGACUGACCGGUCCGCCUGGCAUGAAAGGUACACCUGGAAAUCAAGGCUUUCCGGGUCAAACUGGCCUUACUGGAGAAAAGGGUCCAUCAGGAGAAACCGGCCCACCAGGACCUGUUGGCGCAAGAGGAUCUCAUGGCGAAGCAGGUCGAAAUGGAGACCCUGGCAUUCCUGGAAAUCGGGGAGCUCCAGGUGCCCCCGGCAAAUCUGGUCCCGAUGGCAAACCUGGUCCACAGGGUCACUCUGGAGACCGAGGUCUUUCAGGCCCACCUGGUCCUCCUGGACAAAGGGGAUCAUCAGGUGUCAUGGGUUUUCCUGGUCCAGCGGGCAGAGAUGGAGGGCCUGGUCAGGACGGUAAGGAUGGACCUCGUGGAUUGCCGGGUGGUUUAGGUCAAGAGGGUGCCAUAGGAAAAUCUGGAGAGCAGGGUCCUGCAGGUGCUUCCGGGGAACCUGGUCCAACUGGUGAAAAAGGCGGUAUUGGCAUUCCAGGCCCCUCUGGAUUUCAGGGACCUACUGGUCCUAGAGGUCAUGCUGGUGAACCCGGAAAACCUGGUGACAAGGGCCAGCCUGGUGGACAUGGUGCUCCGGGACAACCUGGAUCAAAAGGUGAUGUAGGUUCAGCAGGUAAACAUGGACCCCAAGGUCCAAUGGGGCCUGCUGGGAGGCCAGGCCCUCAAGGCGGACGUGGAUUAGAUGGAGCCAAGGGCUUAACUGGGCCUGGAGGUCCAAUAGGCCCAAUGGGUCCUGCAGGAUUGCAAGGUAUGCCAGGUGAAAGAGGCACUAACGGUUUCCCCGGCCAAAAAGGUAUAAAGGGUGAACCAGGUUCAUCAGGUUCUGUUGGUUUACCGGGAAAAGAUGGCAUUCCAGGCUCACAAGGUCCCAUGGGUUUGCAUGGUCCUCCAGGUAGCCCAGGAGAAAGGUCAGGGCCUGGUCCAAGUGGCCCUCCUGGACCUGCUGGAUCUCGAGGCAAUCCUGGUGAACGAGGAGAAACUGGUCCAGUUGGCCAGAGUGGAUUUCCUGGACCUCCUGGUAAUGAUGGACAAACUGGUCCAAAAGGUUCAGAUGGUGGACUUGGUCCAAAAGGUGAAAAUGGAUCUCCUGGUUCUGCAGGGGCAAACGGACCUCCUGGUCCAUCGGGCCAUGUUGGGAAAACGGGUCCAAAGGGUGCACAGGGAUUACAAGGCUAUCCUGGUGGUCCUGGUGGGCCUGGUAUUCCUGGACCCAAUGGUUCUCCUGGUAUAGAUGGGAAAGAUGGUUCUACUGGCUUACAAGGCCCAGCAGGUAAAGAUGGUUCACCUGGUUCAGCAGGUAAACCAGGUUCCGACGGUGCAACUGGACCAACUGGUUACAAAGGGGAACCUGGCUCCCCAGGUCCACUAGGUCAGCCUGGCGAAAGUGGUCCUAAAGUAAGUAAAGCAAUUCAUGUCUCACAUGCUAAACAAAUUAAUUCAAUGACAAUUGACAUGGGUGACGUUGGAAUACCAGGCCCUUCAGGCUUGGUAGGAAAAGUAGGCCUUGUAGGGCUUCCUGGUAAACCAGGAAAAGAUGGUCAAAUGGGGAAUAAUGGUCCACCUGGUGAGGCUGGGACAGUUGGUAAGCCUGGUCCUAAUGGUGAACGAGGUGCAGAAGGUCUAAGGGGACCAGCAGGCAUGAAUGGACACCCUGGUCAAUCUGGCCAUGAUGGUGGUCCUGGUCCAAGUGGCUCUCCUGGCCAAGAAGGAAGGCCUGGUAAUAAAGGUGAACGUGGUGAGCCUGGGUCAGCAGGGCGCAUUGGUCUACCGGGAAAUCCGGGAGGUCCUGGUCAAUCUGGUGCACCUGGAAAAACUGGUGAUAAAGGUUCAUCGGGGACUCCAGGUACACAGGGUCCUCAAGGUCCAUCUGGGCCAGCUGGACAUUUGGGCCCACCUGGUUCACGUGGUGAAAAGGGUGAAACUGGACCAUCUGGUAUGAAUGGCAUCAAGGGUCACCAAGGCCACCCUGGGCCAGCAGGUAUUCGAGGGCUUCCAGGUUCAGCUGGGGAAUCAGGUUUGCCUGGAAACCCUGGAGGUCAAGGUCCAAGAGGUCCUCCGGGUUCAAAUGGCUCUCCUGGCAAGGAGGGGAACAAUGGCUAUCCUGGCACGAUGGGUCUUCGUGGUCCACCUGGAAGAAACGGAGAAGCUGGUCCCACUGGUCCUCCUGGUAAUCAUGGUCCAGCAGGCCAUCCUGGCCCACAGGGUCCUCCUGGGCCUUGUUGUACAGUACCAGAUUUCAAUGAACAGAAGGGUGGUGGGUAUGACAAUAGAGUCUAUUUUAACGAUCAGCCUGGUAAACCUGCCACGGUGAAGGUUGAAGACAUAAUGGCUGCUCUGAAAGCUCUAAACAGCCAAAUGGAAACUCUGCUGAGUCCAGACGGAUCACAAAAAAGCCCAGCGCCCAGUUGCAGAGAUUUAAAGAAUUGUCAUCCAGAAUUCAAGAGUGGGGACUACUGGAUUGAUCCUAAUCAAGGCUGCAAGACAGAUGCCAUCAAGGUGCACUGUGACAUGGAUACCGGUGUGACCUGUGUGUCUUCCAACCCCAGCAAUGUCCCUCGUAAGAACUGGUGGGCAAACCAGAAUAGUCACAGCAAGAAGCACGUGUGGUUUGGCGACUCCAUUGAUGGUGGUUUCCAUUUUAGCUAUGGUGACCCCUCUGUGUCAGAAGAUAUUGUUGAAAUCCAAAUCGCAUUCCUUCGAAUUCGAUCUUCCCAAGCUUCCCAGAAUAUCACCUACCACUGUAGAAACAGUAUUGCUUACUUGGACUACAAGAAUGGAAAUGUAAAACAAGCUAUAAAACUGAUGAGCUCGGCUGAUGUUGAACUCAAAGCUGAAGGAAACAAUAAGCUCACUUAUAAUGUCCUGGAAGAUGGAUGUGCUAACCGCACAGGAGAAUGGGGCAAGACAAUCUUCGAGUAUCGAACACGAAAAACUGUUCAUCUGCCAAUUGUUGACAUUGCACCUUUCGAUAUUGGUGGAGAGGAUCAGGAAUUUGGUGUUGAGAUUGGGCCUGUCUGCUUCUUGUAACACUGAAGACAGUUUGAACAAUUGAUUUCCAGCACGCAACCAAAAAAGGGCUGAUUCCUAACGACCCUGCACUUACUUGCUUAUGUUUGAAGCUACCAGGAUGACAUUCUAAAUCACUUCAUUCAUUUGAUAAAAAUUAUAGAAUGUAUCAGACAAUGGAAUAAAAACAAAUGUCACAUGUGUACAAAUAACUACUGCUGUUUGCUGUUGACACUGGGGUGAAAUCAGGUUCAAUAAUUCAGUGUACCAAACAUUCCCAGUAGCAGAUUUGAUCUGGCCCUUCUUUCUUAUUAAGAAAGUAGCUGCAUUUAAAACUUACCCAGCUUCAACUACCUCGGCAUGGACAGAAACUGGGAUAAGUUUGAUGCUCCCAAGAAAACAUUGCAUUAAAAAUCUAAAGCCUCAAUCUCUGGAUACAGAGCUAAUUGUUUCCAGUAGCAAUAAAUCUGAGGAUGACUCAAGGUGAAAUGCAACAAAUGUGCUCUUUCAUUGUUGUUGCUGGCAGCAGACUAAAUGCAAGAGUAAUUGUUCGAAGUACCUGUAAUUAACUCUGUGCUCAGCCUUUUGUCCACUGGUGCUUGCAUUCUUGAGGCAAUAUUGCCUUAAAAACUGGUGCUAUUUUAAGUAUGACCCACUAAAAUGUUGAUAUCGGACUUAUCAUUUCCAUCGUCUGUGGUAAUAAUUUUUCAUUGUUCUCAAAAUGAUGAAUCAUUUUUCAUUUAUUCGCUGGUCUUUGCAAGGUCAGUGGCUUUGCAAGCCUUUACCAAGUUAAAAGGGUUCAUCCUUUUUUGAUUCAAAUAUGUAACAUGGAAUCAGGUAUUUUCUAUCAUAGUGUUUUGAAUACUUGUGCCAUAAAAUAAAUAAAGUGUAUUUUAAGAAAGUAUUGUUUUGGUUCCUUAUACUAGGAAUCGUGCAACAAAACGUUUCAUGAUCGUAGUGAUUAAACUUUUGUAUAGUCAUGGAAUCAUAGUCGGAAUGUCAUACAGCAUGGAAACAGGCCCUUCAAGCCAACUUGCCCAUGGCAACUAAGAUGUCCCAUCUACACUACAUAAACCUUUCAAAAUAAAGUACAUACACCUCACUAAACCUUUCCUCUCCAAGUAUCUGGCCAAAUGUAUUUUCAAAAUCAUUAUGGCACUGCUUCAACGACAGCUCAUCCCACAUAUUCACCACUCUAUGUGAAAAAGUUGUCCCUCAGAUUCCUAUUAAAUCUUUCCACUUUCACCUUAAACUUUUGCCCUCUUGUUCUUGAUUUCCCUACUCUGGGUAAAAAUCUCUGUACAUCUACCCUAUCUGGUCCAUUCAUGAUCAUAUACACCUUUGUAAGAUCACCCUUCAGCAUCCUGCACUCCAAGGAAUAAUGUCCUAACCUGCCAAACCUAUCCCUAGAACUCAGGCCUGACAACAUUCUCAUAAAUCUUCUUUGCUCCACAUCCUGCUUAACGCCAUCUUUCCGAUUGAAUAGCGACCAAAGUGAAACAGUACUGCAAAUGUGGCUUCACCAACAUCCAGCACAACUGUAAUGUAACAUCCCAAGUUCUAUAUUCAAUAUCGUAAAGAGCCUGUCCCACUUGGCGAAUAUUUUUGGCGAUUGCCGGCGUCAUAUAACCAUAUAACCAUAUACCAUAUAACAAUUACAGCACGGAAACAGGCCAUCUCGACCCUUCUAGUCCGUGCCGAACACAUAAUCUCCCCUAGUCCCAUAUACCUGCGCUCAGACCAUAACCCUCCAUUCCCUUCCCAUCCAUAUAACUAUCCAAUUUAUUUUUAAAUGAUAAAAACGAACCUGCCUCCACCACCUUCACUGGAAGCUCAUUCCACACAGCUACCACUCUCUCAGUAAAGAAGUCCCCCCUCAUGUUACCCCUAAACUUCAGUCCCUUAAUUCUCAUGUCAUGUCCCCUUGUUUGAAUCUUCCCUACUCUCAGUGGGAAAAGCUUUUCCACGUCAACUCUGUCUAUCCCUCUCAUCAUUUUAAAAACCUCUAUCAAGUCCCCCCUUAACCUUCUGCGCUCCAAAGAAUAAAGCCCAAACUUGUUCAACCUUUCUCUGUAACUUAGUUGCUGAAACCCAGGCAACAUUCUAGUAAAUCUCCUCUGUACUCUCUCUAUUUUGUUGACUAUAGUUGACUCCAUCUGUGUCGCCAAAAGAUUUUGAACAUUUCAAAAUCCAGCAGCGACACAAAAAAUGUUGCGACAAGUGAAAAAAACACCGCGCUUCAAUACGUCAUCACGCCCCAAAUUUUU
This is a messenger RNA of Leucoraja erinaceus (little skate), 6909 nucleotides long. RefSeq names its product collagen, type V, alpha 2b (gene col5a2b). The coding region runs from base 233 to 4663 and encodes 1476 amino acids. NCBI's taxonomy places the organism in Eukaryota, Metazoa, Chordata, Chondrichthyes, Rajiformes, Rajidae. The record is from RefSeq and is a predicted model, not a curated record. The transcript has 53 exons. Gene Ontology annotation, molecular function: protein binding; extracellular matrix structural constituent.